AUGGCCGUGCCUGAUCGAAACAUCAUUAGCGGCAAACUUCAGCAAGGAUUCGGCGCCAUCCAAAUGGGGCCGAUAUCAGGGAUCAUGGGCUCGGGCGCACGAAAAUUGCAAGGCUUCUGCUGCCCUAUUUCUGCUGCGCUAUUGCUGAUGAAGAAUGAUUAUCAGAGUGUUCUUGUGAUCACCGAUGAGAACGAGGACGAGGGGAGAAAUGACCACAAUGAAGGCUAG
Messenger RNA from Penicillium argentinense, 228 nucleotides. RefSeq lists its product as uncharacterized. The record is from RefSeq and is a predicted model, not a curated record. The transcript is spliced from 2 exons. Bases 1 to 228 code for a protein of 75 amino acids. Lineage: Eukaryota; Fungi; Ascomycota; Eurotiomycetes; Eurotiales; Aspergillaceae.